UUUGUUUCUUCCUCUUCCUCUCAGCCUGUAUCUCUAUUUUCGACCUCACAAGGCAAGUCUGUCAUUUUUUUGUGUGCAUUAAUAAAAGAAAAAUGUUGAGAAAGAGGCUGUAACUGGGGAUAUGAGGCGCAAGUUUUCUAUUGCUCCCAAACCCCUUGAAAUAAAAACUACAAGCCAGUCCUUCAUAUUUAGUAGUUUGCUUUGGAUUUCCUGUAAAGGUUAAUAAAAUAGGGUAAGACUAGGUAGGUGAACCCUUUAACAGCACAUAAGCUUUAGGUGCAGUUUUGAGCAUUUCUUAAAAAUUAGAAUUUAGAGCAGACAGAAUUGUGGCUCAUAACACAACCCAGUGCAGGAUGCAUUUAACCUACUGAUUUGCAGUUAUGUCACUGGUUUGGAGAGAUAGUAGAUUUGGAAAAAACAGUAUAAAAGUGUGCUUCCACUGAACUACUAAUACACUAACUUAGCUAGAGUACUUUAGUGUGAAUUUAUCUGAGAUUUGUCCCAAGAGCGAGGCUGGUUCCAAAAUGCCUAGGAACACUGAACAAGUCAGUUGACUUUUUGGCAAGCAAGGCUUGUUUUCCUAGAGAUUAAGCUGUGGCUUUGUGGGGUUGUUUGUUUGUUUAAUCUGCCAGCCAGUGAAGAAGGGAAUCGAGUGUGAUAGCUGUAUGUUUGCGGGGGUAGCACUAUCAAGAAUCUGUAAGAGAGAGCACUAUGUGCUCUGUCGAGUCGCACUAGUAAUAAGCACAGUUUCAUUUGUCUGGUGUACUCAAUCUAAAAUAUAGGUCAAUGGAAAAUCCUUAUUUUAAAAAAAGGUAAUUAAACUCACUAGAUAGGUCUGAGAAGCCCUGUGCAAACAGAUUACUGUCCCAGCUGGAAUUCUCUAGAUGCAAAGUCUGGAUGCUGGUUUGGUAGGAAGACUUUGACCUUUUUUUUUUUUUAAAGAUUUUAUUUAUUUGACAGAGAGAUAGUGAGAGCAGGAACACAAGCAGGGGGAGUUGGAGAGGGAGAAGCAGGCUUCCCGCUGAGCAGGGGAGCCCGAUGCGGGGCUCGAUCCCAGGACCCUGGGAUCAUGACCUGAGCCGAAGGCAGACGCUUAACAACUGAGCCACCCAGGGGCGGGCCCCAAGACUUUGACCUUAUAAGAAUAAAAACAUAAUGGGAUAAAGUGAAUGUAGCAUAUUUCUUAUGAAACAUGGUAGAUAAUUUGUUGCUUUUAAAUCAGACUGAUAAUAUUAGGUCCCCCAGCCCCUUUGUAAUGUGUCUUGGGUGAAUUUGGGUAACUUGUGGGUCAAAUCAUGACCUUUGAAAUUAAGUGUUUGCAUUAAAAGAUAGAUAUUUUGUGAAUAUUAGAAAAAUAAUUCAAACCUAUAAAGUGACUUGACAUCUGAAAUCCAACCAGAUUGAUUUUUUAAAGAGUUUUUUUCCUUAUGAGCAAUUUAAUAAUUUAGGCAAGUAGGUAUUACAUGUAAUCUACUCUGGAAGAUAAACUGGUAAAAAUAGCAUAAUGUAGAUAGAACAAAUCAUUACAUUUUCUCUUGUAAAUAUUUUAGAUCUUUUAAAAUACAAUUCUUCAAGGUUAGAACUUUCAGCCACUUUUUUCAUACAGAAGGGGAAUAAUCGAUAUCCUAAAUAGUGUAACAAUGCAAGCCAAAUACAACAUAACUAAUGUAUGGAAUGUCGACAAGAUAACUGUUAUAGCUUAAAAAACUAUUUCAUUCCUAUUGGGAAAAAUUACACAUACAUUCAAAUAGAAUAGAGGUAAAUAAGGAUUUUGCUAAUUAAAAACCAAUGUUUAAGUAGGCUUCAGCGUCACAGUGAGUAUGAAAGUUUGUAAAAGAAAAUAGAUUUGCCAUUUUUUCCUUUUUGCUUAAAAAGAGUUAUUUAGAGCAGUGCAGAUUCAGGAUAAUGUUAUUGUUAAAAGAGUAUUAUAAAGAGGCAGUUAAAAAAGCCAUAUCCCUGAAGGUGUUCCAGUCUAGCCUCUAUUACUACUAGCAUUUUUCUCCUGCAAAAAAACACGUAAUGGAAAAGUAACCCAGUUGGUACUCUACUUCAUUGGCAGGUCUAGAGAUCAAUCUGUUGUUUGAGGAAACACCUUGGCAAGUGAUUAGGUGCAUUCUAGAGUAGCCAAGAAUGGUAGCUUCUAGUAUGCCUUAUAAAAAUAAGGAAAGAGGAUGUUGGUGUCCUUGUUUAACUGGAUUAACCCCUUGGGGAGAAUUGCUGGGACCAGUCUGGCCCAAUGCAGGGCUUUCAGAGUGCCACCACCAAGAAGAACCUUGAGUCCAUCACUGGCAUUAACCCAACUAACUCCUCUGUCUCUGGCUUCCAUACUCUUAGCCACUUAUUUAGCCUUGGAGAAUUAGCCUUACUUUUAUAUAUCUAAGCAAUAUAGCAAUUAUUAAAUAGGACAUUUUUAUAUUUGAGAAUGACCUCUUCAAUCCUGAGAUAGUUAUUAUUGGUCUUCAGGGAGAUGAAUACACAAAAAACUGCCAUUAAUUUGCACUGAAUAAAGGAAGGGCAGUUAAAUUUUUCAAAAGAAAAUUAAUGUAAUAUUUAUUAAAUUGUACUACUUUGAAGUAGACAGCUAUUUAAGUUAGCAAAGCAAACUUUUUGACAGCUAUUAAAUAUAUUUGUAAUGACAAUAUUAAUAGAAUAAUCGAUUUCUUUUUAAAUAAAUUGUAUUCCUGAGUAGGUCCUUUGUAGUCUUUUCUUAUUGAUUCCUUCUUUCUUAUCAAGCAGAAUUUAAUUUCAGCCUAAUCCCUAAGUGUUUCAAAAUAGGGGAAUAAAUUUUAAUGGCGUUUUCCUGUAAUGUAAAAUAAAGAUAUUAACAGAGGUAUACAUGUAGGAUGUGGCUCGUUUUUAUUGAGCUUUUACUGUGUUCAGUACUUUAUGUGAAUUGUUUCAAUACGCACAGCCAGUUUUAUGGAGGAAAGGUACUAGCUCAUUUACCAGUUGACACAGGUUUAAAAUGGUGCAAUAACUUGCUCAAGAUCACAGAGUGAAUAAGUGACAGAUGUAGGACUCCAAAGCCCAUACUCAUAAACACUGCCCAUGAUAAAGUAUAUUAGUUGUAUUUUAGUGUUUGCAGAUAUUUUUAGAGAUGUCAUUUUGAGGUUAAUGUUACAAUCAUAAGAGCAGGGGAAGAGGCAGAAAUUCUAUUUUAACCAUAUUACUGCUGUUAGUGAUGUAAAUUUAGUAUCAUCAGGGGGCUCUGCUCCCUCCAUGAGCACAAAAUCAAACUGAAAUUUGGUUUCUACUUUUGAAACCUUUGAAAAGAGUGGAGGCUGAAAAAUACGCUGAUUUUCUUUAGAAAGCAUGGAAGAAAAGUAGGUAAAAAUAAGAUGGGAAAGAGAGGAACCUGAAGAACUGGAAGCACCUUUGCAGUAAUGAACAUUUGCAUUCAAUUUGAGUAAUGCAGUAGGCAUCUGGAAUAGGAAGUUAGUUAAACACUGGACUUUGGGGCAGGCAUUUGAGGGAAAAAUUUGCCAGUUACAGCCUUUUUUUUAACAAGAGCAAAACAUUUUUCUUUGUACAGAAGAGACUUUUUGUUUAGGAUUAGCUUGGCUGCAAAGUGUCUGCUGGCUAACUUCCUAUUUCGAUGCUGUGGCUGAAAGUUGCUGAUACUGUUUUGCACGAGAAUUUGUCUUUCCUUCCUGUUUUGUGAACAUAAGAAAAUUCAAGUGUAGGAAAACCUAUACCUGAAUAUUUCAAGCCUCCCUUGUAUGAAUAAGCAUAGUAUUUCUUUGCUGAUGUGUAUGGUUUUUCCAUGUUACAGCUAUCCUUUUAAUUAAAAGUAAUGAAUUUCCUUAGUGAGGAGGGUUGGAAAGUAACCAAAUGGUAUCUAAAACAGGAUUCUAAGCUAUUCACUCUUUUUAGGAAGUACUCUGAUAAUAGGAUAUAAUAUUCAUUAUUAAUUACUUAUUUCUAGAUCACAUUGUUUUCAGUAAUUAAGUUACCAACACCUGAAUAAAAAUAUUAAGUCUUUUUUGAAAAGGCAGUUUGGGGGACAAGAAACAAAGUAAAGAGAAAUUAUUUUGAAGGAUAGAGUAAACAAUAUUUGAAGAGAUUUUUUUCAAUUCGAGUGUAUUUACUUGAUGUGAACACAGUAUUCACUUGGAAGUUGAUUUUUCAUGUCAUUUUUAACUCCCCACCUUGUUCUGAGAUAUAAAAUACUGCAGGCAAGGAAGAGGGAAAAUUCUUCCUGAAUUCCCACACCUUAUUCUCCAAUCAAACGGAGCUUUUGCCUUAUUCCAAUCAAAAUUUCGAGUUACUAUACUUCAAACUUAGCAGAUAGAAGUAUUUGAAGCAUGCACAAAAGGACCACCCAUGCCCUACUAAACUGUAAGCUGUGCUUCUGGACAAGGACAGGGGCAAGAGUGAGAGUGAAAAGCGUCAGGUUCAUCUCCUGUGGGAUUUUUACAAGACUAGAGUUCUGAAGUACAGCUCAAUUUUUCUACCUUUCUAAAAUUCAUAAAGUUCUGGUUUUCAAACCAGGUUCAUUACCUAGGAAACUUGUAAUGCAGAUUGCAUCCAUUUCAGGAAAUUCUGAGUCAGUAAGGCAGAGAUAAUACAUGAAGUACUAGUAGUUCUAAAGUUUGAAAGGGAGUGUAAAAGACGGCAUCCAAGACUGUUUUUGUGCCAGGUUGUUAUAUUGUUCAGCUAGUUGUACAUUGAACUAAAAUAUACUUUGGCCUUGGUGGUGGUAAAAUGAAACAUUUUGUUCAGAAAAAGUUCUUUUUUCUUUCAACCUUGCCUUCCAUUUUUUUAUGUGUUGGACCGUCUUAAAUGUCUUUACCUACAUAGAAUCCAGUAUGAUUCUUGGAAUGCCAUAGACAUUUGUUUUGUAAUAACUGAUUCAGAAGUUGCAUCACCCAAAUUUUUGAAAUAGAUAAAAGCUCUUUAAAUUACUUUUAUUUGAGAAUGGUAGGAGGGAAAAGUGUCUAAAACUCUGAAUGAGGAUUUAUAUACUCUCCCCUAUCAAAAAAGCAUAUGAUCUGGAGUCUCUGUGUCAGGAGAUUUUUUUUUUUUUUUUUUUUUUUUUUGAGAAUGUGGUGUCUGGGGACAUUUACUGAGGAUUUACUAAGUGCCAGAUAGUGCUCUAAGAACUUUUCACCUAUUAACUCAUUUAAUCCUCACAGCAAUUCUCAAGUUAGGUGCUUUAGUAUCACCGUUUUUUAGAUGAGAUUAAUCAACUUGCCAAGGCCACACGAUUAGUAAGUGUGAUCAAAUGAUUUUGCAUCUUUUAAUAGAAAUUUUUGGUCUGGGAGCGGUCUAGAAAUUUAGACUGCCAACUUAAUUUCCUAGUCUUAUUUCGGAUAGUACACUUAAGUGGAGACUUAUAAGUAUUUAGACCUUAGGAAGAUACGGGUAAGCAAACAGCUCAGUACUGGAUAAAUUUGGGAACAUUCUCAUGAUUAUUAUGGGGUUAUGACAUUUUUCACCUCUACCAUAUAUAAUUCCCUUUUUUUUUUUUUUAAAGAUUUUAUUUAUUUGACAGAGAGAGACAUAGUGAGAGAGGGAACCACAAGCAAGGGGGGGUGGGAGAGGGAGAAGCAGGCUUCCCGCGGAGCAGAGAGCCCGAUGUGGGACUCGAUCCCAGGGCCCUAGGACCAUGACCUGAGCCGAAGGCAGUUGUUUAACAACUGAGCCACCCAGGCGCCCUAUAAUUCCCUUUUUCAACAAACUUAUUAGGUGUAUAGAGCCAUACCAUAUUUUUAAGUAAUUAGAAUUCUUGAAAAUGAAUAUGCACAUUAAAUCCUAUUACAGCAAAUAACUAGAAAAUAUUCAUAAUGAGGGAAUUUUUUGACAGACAUUGGUUUUGAGUAAUGUUGAAAGUCUCUUGUAGUGCAUGUGAACGGUUGGAUCUUUUUUUUUUUUUUUUUUUUUUAAGAUUCUAUUUAUUUAUUCAUGAGAGACAGAGAGAUUGAGAGAGAGGCAGAGGGAGAAGCAGGCUCCCAAGGAGCAGGGAGCCCGAUGCGGGACUCGAUCCCAGGACGCUGGGAUCAUGACCUGAGCCGAAGGCAGACGCUUAACCAUCUGAGCCACCCAGGCGCCCCGGUUGGAUCUUUUGAAAAGGCAAAGGGAAUGGACAUUUUCUGAGAUGUAAGAUGAUCCAGAGUCAUUCUAUCAGGCAGUUUUACAGUGUAUGGUAUUUUAAAAACUAACAACCUUCAAACUCCCUGGCGAUUUCUGCUGUUUUAUAGACUUGGACAACACCAGUGACUAUUAAGUGCCAUACUCACUAAUUGGAAGAGUCUUUGCUUAUGGGAGCUGUUCUAAAAAAGGCUUAGUAGAUUCUGGUCUCGUUCUAUUUAAUGUUUUCAUGCCUUUAUAAACUUUUUACUUCCAGCCCAGUUUUUUCCAUUGUCUCUGUACAAGUCAGCUCUGUCCAAGUUUGUUAGGGUUUCAACUAGCCAAAGAAACUUCCUUUCAUUUGCUGAAAUUCUAAACAUGAUAAUUAAAGUUGAAGCACAGAUGAGGAUGCUUACUUAUUUUGCUACAUGUGGGAAAGCUUGAUUGACAAUGGUGAGAGCUAGUUCCUGUAUCUCACAGUCUCAGAGAAAUUAAUGCAGCAUUGAGCUCUGUUUGCACCCUAGGCUAACCCCCGAGAAAGCACUAUCCAUUCCAUAUAUUGUCACAAAAUUAUUAGGAAAUAUGACUAAAGUUAUUUGUGUGUGCAUAAUAGUGACAUCAUAUUAAAGAGUCUUAAUUAAAGAAUGUUAUAAGUUUUAUUUAUUGCAGGACUUGCUAGUAUUCUGAGAAUAAGAUUUCUAACCUAAUCUUCUGGCUUUACCUCGGAUUAUUAUAUACCUAACUUAAAACUUUUGGAGUAUUAAGAGUUCAAAGAAGAAAGGAGAGAAACAAGGCUUGGAAAACUGACCAGGUUGUGUCCUGACAAAGCAUGUUAGAAUGGUUCCACCAUGCGUUUUCCCCCAGUAAUGUGCACAUUCUUCUAUUAGCAUUCAGGGUAGGUUGCUUUCUUUUUCUUUUCCUUUUUUUUUAAGAUUUUAUUUAUUUGACAGAGAGAUAGAGACCACAAGUAGGCAGAGCAGCAGGCAGAGGGAGAGGGAGAAGCAGACUCUCCACUGAGCAGGGAGCCCGAUGUGGGGCUCAAUCCCAGGACCCCAGGAUCAUGACCUGAGCCGAAGGCAGACGCUUAACCGUCUGAGCCACCCAGGCACCCCAGGUUGCUUUCUUUUUCAUUUCUUCAGGCCCACCACCACCACCACAUCAUCACUUUACUUACUGAUUUUGCUUAUUGUCUGUCUCCUGCUCUGGGUGCAGGUACCCUUAAGCACCACAAACUCAAGGAUCUUUUGUUUUGUUCACCACUGUUAAUCUAGUUUCUAAGGCAGUGUCUGACACAUGACAGGCACUCGAUUAAUAUUUGUGGAAUUAUUAAUUCAUUUUGUCCACUUUUGUCUAUAAGAUGGCUGGUCUAAAUUAUCUGAUAUCUCAGUCUCUAUAAAAUAUACAAGCCAAGCAUUCCCUGUAAGGUGGAGUCAGUUUUGAUCAUGUCAGAGUUCCAUUCAUGUUUGAAGGGAGGGGUUCCCAGUUUUACCUUAAUCCAUAUUUAAUCCAUUGAAUGUUUCAUGGUAGAAACAGUAACCAAUAAGUUCAGUAAUAAUAACAUAGCUCAGAUCAUGGAAUAUUUCUGAUUUAAAUGUAGCCUACAAAUGAACUACUAAAAAUGUAGUUCUUUAAAUUUCAGGGUUUUGAACCUUUUAAUCUAUAAUGCUGAGCUUCAUUUAUAUUGUCUCCUUAAUCUGGUCUUGCUGAGUACUAAAUAACAAUACUAUAUAAUGAUAGAUGCAAACCAUCUUUACUACAUUAGAAAUAAACGUGAAUUGGGGCGCCUGGGUGGCUCAGUUGUUAAGCGUCUGCCUUCUGCUCAGGUCAUGAUCUCAGGGUCCUGGGAUCGAGCCCCGCAUCGGGCUCCCUGCUCAGCGGGAAGCCUGCUUCUCCCUCUCCCACUCCCCCUGCUUGUGUUCCCUCUCUCGCUAUGUCUCUCUCUGUCAAAUAAAUGGAUAUAAUCUUUAAAAAAAAAAAAGUAAAUGUGAAUUACAGCUUGCUUCAAGUAUUUUCUGUCCCACUAGUACAGUUUGUACCACCAAACUGUGUUUUUCCUCAAUUUACAAAAACUUUUUCCCCCAAUACCCAGAUAACAGUUAAACUGUUCUAAAGGUCAUAUCCUAUUACAUGAAAUUUCAGUCAUGUGUUGAAAUAGAGGAACUUUAUCUGGCAUUUGGAAACAUUUUUAUAAUAGUUAAAUUUUAUUUUUUGGAGUAAGAUAUUUAGUUUUUAUUUCUUUUCAGUCUUAUGAAAUGAUUUUGAAUAAAGUCACAAUUUUGCUUCUAUUAUUCAGCUUCUCACAUGAAAAAGAAUAUAAGCUGAAUAAAAGUAAUCCCAAAGGUUUUUCUCUUUCAUAAAUUCACACUCAUUCACACUCAAGGCAGUGCUGUCCUGAGCCUGCUUAGGUCUCACCUGGCCAAACAGUCUUUGAUUCACUCAUUUGGAACGAUUUAUUUAAGACUUACUUUGUUCUAACUCCAGAGAUAACAACAAUGUGCAAGAGAGACAGCACUUACCUUGGGACAGUUGUUUUGAUCUUUUCUUCUGGAAAAACUUGCUAGAUUGGAAAGUUGGAAAACAAUAUGAUAAAUCACUGGCUGUUGUAGUAUUAAUAACUAAUAAGAUUUAAUUAAUGUAUUACUUUUAGAAGGAUAUUUUCUCUUUUAAAAGGGUUUCUGGCGUUAACUCUUCUUAACCACAGAACAAACCUUACCAGUUUGCACAGUUCAAUGUUGGUUAAAUUGGCAAGUUGGUGCAAGAGAUUUUGGAGCAGGCCAACCAUUUCAUACUCUUUAGUUUAAAAUGAGGCCGUCUGUACCUGAGACCAAUCUUCCCUGUGGAUAGAAUAGAAUAAUUCUAGUCUGAUUCUUAGGCUCAGGAGGGAUCCACUGUAUCUCCUAAGAAUCAAAAAGAACUGUGGUCACUUUUUUUUUUCUUCUCAAACUGUCAGACUAUAACAGUGGAUUUGUAGAAACUCUGUGUACUGAAUUAUGCAGCUUACAGAUAAGAACAUAUCAGUACUUCAUAAUAUUGAGUUAUGUAUGGAUUACAUUGAAUAGCUCUACCAGGAAAAAAAAAAAAGGAAAAAAAAUUUCCCCAGAUUUCCCAAUCUCAUUAUACUUCUUUAUGCUCUACUUUUACAAUGGAAAAAGUAGACUGAAAAGUAUUUGUCAUGAAAAUUUUUUGUCAUCUGCAAUUUGUAGCAUGAUACAGCUUUUCUGUUUCACUCUUGGCACUUUUAUGCAUGUUUUAUAGGUUAAUUGUUGAUCAUUGUUUUGUUACAUAUUUACGUGUGUGUAUGUAUAUAUAUACAUCCUGUGUGUGUGUGUCUAUAUAUAUAUAUAUGUAACUUGCAAAAUGAAAAGCAUGCUGCUUGGCCUGACUAGCUAAUGUGUGAUUGUACCUGGUAAACAAACUUUUUUCUUUCAAAUUCUGACUAUAGAGGGAUUGAGCUCUCUUUGCUCUGAUGAGCCACCUUCAGAAAUUAUGACUUCCUCCCUUUUUUCGUCUUCUGAAAUGCAUAACACUGACCUUACAGUACUACAUGGAGAAAAAAGCAAAGUGUUAGGCAGCCAGCCUAUUUUAGCCAAAGGAGGAAAAGACUGUUUGGAUCUACUAGAUGUGAAAAAGAUGGAAAAGCUUCAAGGGACUAGUAAAGACAUAGCAUACUCCCCAGUUUCUGUUGCAGAAGGAGUUCAGUGUAACCGUCCUUCCAUUCCGGUCAGUUUCCCUGAUCGUCCUGCUUUUCUCUCAAAGGAAGUUGGUCUAAUGGAACAGCAAAUAAAUAAAAAUCAGGAGUCCAGGAACCCAAAUGAGGUACCAGGUACGGGUGAUGAAACUGGCUUGGAUGUUGAUGACAAGUUCACUUUGCUAAAAGCCCAGAAACCACUCGCCCAGCAGCCUAAGGCAGAAGGCAUUUGUACAUAUUCCUUAUCCCCAUCUGAAGUUUCAGGAGGUGGUAUUAUUGAAAAGGAUUCCCCUGAGUCACCAUUUGAAGUAAUUAUUGACAAAGAAGCAUUUGACAAAGAAUUUAAAGAUGCCUGUAAGGAGAGCACAAAUGAUUUUGGUAGGUGGGCAGUGCACAUUGAUAGAGAAUCAUCUGCAGACAUUUUGGAGUCUAGUGACAAACUAUUUCCACUGAGAAGUAAAGAGGCAGGGCGUUACCCAACCUCUGCAUUGCUCACUAGACAGUUUUCGCACACAACUGCAGCAUUGGAAGAAGUGUCUAGAUGUGUGAAUGAUAUGCAUAACUUUACUAAUGAAAUACUGACUUGGGAUUUGGUUCCCCAAGUGAAAGAAGAGAGCAGUAAAUCUGACUACAUCACAAAAACUACAGGACUUGAUAUGAGUGAAUAUAAUUCAGAAAUCCCAAUUGUAAAUCUUAAGACUAACGCUCACCAGAAAUUUCCUGUAUGUUCUAUUAGUGGGAGCACUCCCAUCAUUAAAUCAGCAGGUGAUUGGGCACAGGCAUCUCUCCCACGAGAAAAUGCUGUCACGGAAAAACCUAUGCCAGACGGUCUCCAUUCCACGAAGGAAAUCAGUAUCAAAGGUGUGGGAGGCAAUGUGCAGAAACAAGAUAACACACUUUCAGAGUUACCUGGAUCUCCUUUUGAGAAAAGUCUCUCUUUGGGUUCUGGAGUGGCUAAUGUGAAAGUGGUCUUACCUGAUGGCCAUGUGAAAGGUGAAAUGAAUUGGCAGAGCUCUGUGUUAGGAGAAGCCACAGAGGCUGAUAGUUCUGGUGAAUCUGAUGACACAGUAAUAGAGGACAUUACAACCAGUAUUUCAUUUGAAAGUAACAAAAUUCAGGCUGAAAAACCUGUUUCCAUUCCAAGUGCUAUUGUAAAAAGAGAUGAAAGAGAAAUCGAAGAGAUUUUCAAUUGCAAUAGGGAAAAUAAAACAUGUGAAAACUUUGAAGGGCCAGUCAGUGGCUCUGAGGCAGUGCAAGUUCAGCCUGAUAUUCUUGAAAGGAGUCCAGCUGGUGAGGCAGCGUGUUCACAAGUACCUGAUCUGAAUGGCACGUCAGAAGAGGUGGAGCAGUCGGGUAGUAUGAGUGAAGUUGAUCCUGAAAAGCCUGUUGCAACCGAGAACCGCAAACAUCCCUCAGCUCUGUCUCCAAGUGUUCUUCCAGAGACAGAAUUCUCACUAAAUGUGACAACCUCUGCCUAUUUGGAGUCAUUACAUGAAAAAAGUGUUAAAGGUGCAGAUGAUUCUUCCCCAGGGGACCUGAUAGCAGCCUUUACAGAAACCAGAGAGGAAGGAAUUGUAGAUAAAGAUGCAGGAAAUGCCUUUCAGGCAACAUCAGAGAAGACUGCAGACUUUAAAACAACUCUUGCUGUGGAAAUCUUGCAUGAAAAUGAAUCAGGUGGUUCUGAAAUUAAAGAUAGAAAAAGCAAACACACUGAACAAAGCAAAGAAACUAAUGAAAGUACGGUUCUGGAUGUUUUCCCUGCCCAGGGUACUCCAGCAGCAUCUCUUGACUUAGAACAGGAACAGCUCACAAUCAAAGCACUUAAGGAACUGAGUGAAAGGAAGGUUGAGAAGUCAGCUUCUGUACUGGAUAAUGUAGAAUCUUCUCCUGAAGAAAUACUCAAGCAGACUUUCACAUGUGAUCCAGAAUCUUCUUGGCUUCAGAGAUCGUAUGAUGUCCUAGAACACACAGAAGUUAAUACUGGAUCUGAUCUUGGGAUUUCUAAGAAGCCCACAAUUAGCAAAGAAACUCCUAGGGUAGAUACUAUUUCGAGCCUUAGUAAGACUGAAGUGGUAAACAAGCAAGCCCUAGCAAGACUUCUCACAAACUUCUCAGUAUGGUCAAGUAAGCUUUGCUGGAACUGACCUUUCUUGCAUAUAACUAUAUAUUCUGGACAAAAUUGGAAGAAAAAAAGAACUGAAGAUACUGGAAAAUGAACAAUUAGACAGAUUCUGAAAAGGAGCUGACACUUUUAGAAGAGACAGCAUGGAAUGUGUUUUCCAUUUUAACUGCUUUUAGCCAGAUGACAGGCUGAGUUGGCACUUGGCAGGUUGGCUAAAACUUUCAUAGAAAACUUGUAAGAGGACAAAAUUUGGGUCAGCCACAGCCGAUUCAACCACUGGAAAGGGUUGGAGGAGUCCUGGAAAGGAGAAAUCCAGAGAGUGAGAACUUAAAAUUCUGUGUACGUACUCUCUAUAUACACCUCUGUUUAAUCCUUGAACUACACACAUGCAUAGAAGACGACAAGCAGCUCAGCUAAAGAGAAAAGAAGUGAACUGAGAUGUUGCCCAAGAGACAAGAGUUCACAGUUUGGAUCCAGCCAAAUUUAACUGCAUACUGAAACAAAUAUUUAUUAGCACUCUCCAGAGGAAUAUAACAGAGUCCAGAGUCCGUUAUGUACAACAUAAUAUUCACGGUGUCCAAGAUACAAUGCAAAACCGCACAUUUUAAAAACCAGGAAGAUAUGACCCAAACUGAAGAAAAAAGACAACCAACAGAAACAACUUCAUUUGUUAGAAUUGGGAAACGGGUUUUAAGGCAGCUAUUAUAAUGAAAUAAAGGAAAAUACACUUGAAUGAAAAGAACGGAAAUCUCAAUUGAGAAACAGCAACAAAAAAGAGCCAAGUGGAAAUUCUAGAACUGUAAAGUACAGCAGCUGAAAUUAAAAUUCACCAAGUGGACUUAAUAGCAAAAUGGAGAUCACAAAGGGAAGAGUCACUGAACUCGUUGAUAGAUGAACAGAAAAUUAUCCAUCCUGAAGAACAGAAAGAAAAAUAUAUUACUGAACCUCAGGGACCUUUGGGACAUUAUUAUAAGAUCUAAGUCAUGUAAUUGGAAGUUUCAGAAGGAGAGGAAAAUGAGAGGCAGAAGAAUAUAUUUGAAGAUAAAAUAGUAAAAUUUCUCAGCAAAAUACAUUUGCUGACUAAAGAAGCUUAGUGACACCUAUUAGGAUAAGGACAAAGAAAAAACAUACCUUGGUACAUGUGUCAGGGGUCCCCAAGACAGAAGGACUCAGGAUUCAGAAACUGUUAGAGUUACCAAUUUAUUGCAACAAAAGGACACAUUAGAAUUGGCAAAGGGGAAAGGCACAUGGGAUAAAGUCCAGGAGAAACCAGGUCCAAGCUUCCAGGUGUCCAGUGGAGUCACACAAGGAUGCCCUUAAUUUUCCUAUCAGUGAUGUGACAGCAUGUGCAGUGUUGCCAACAAGGAAAGCUCACUCAGUGUUUGGUGUCCAGAACGCCUUGCAGUGCCCACAUGACUGAUCUCGGCUACUCAGACCCCCCGGAGCAAAAACAGAUGUUUGUCAUAAAUCAUAUUGUUAGGGCAAGGUUACCUGAUCGCAUUGGUGCAGCAUGGCUCAAGUCCUCAGGCAUGCAAAAACACUUCUCAGCCAGAAUAUUUCAGGGGCUCAGAGUUCAUCUCCGAGGAGCCAGCCAAGGUCCAGUCCUAAAGACAGACCUUUUUUUGGCCUGUGCAGGGUUUGAGCAUUUAAGGCCUAUUGAGUUAACCCUUUCCUACACAGUAUUAUAGUUAAAUUACUGAAGCCAAAGAUAAGGAGAAAAUAUGAAAAGUAGCUAGAGAACCAUGACACAUAAAAGGGAAUGACCAUUAUAAUUAGAGCUAGCUUCUUACUGGAAACCACAAUGCCAGAAGACAGUGAAAUAACAUCUUAUAAAGUGCCAAACGGGGAAAAAAGUCAUUGAACAGAUUUCUUUGUUGGACAAAAAUACCCUGCAAGAAUGAAGGCAAAAUAAAGACAUUAUUAGAUGAAAGAAAAUUAAGAAUUUGUCACUAGAAGAUCUGCACUAUAUGAAACACUAAAGGAAGUUCUAAAGAUUAAAGGGAAUUGAUACCAGAUAGAAACUCAGACCUUCCGGAAGGAAGAGCAUUAGAAAUGCUAAAUAUCUGAAACAAUAUUAAAGAUUUAUUUAUUCAGGGUGCCUGUCUGGCUCAGUCCUUAGAAUAUAUGACUCUUGAUCUUGGGGUUGUGAGUUCAAGCCCACAUUGGGUGUAGAGCUUACUGGGGGGCAGGGAGUGCGUGCUGGGUGGCUCAGUGGGUUAAGCUCCUGACUCCUGGUUUCCGCUCAGGUCAUGAUCUCAGGGUCAUGAGUUUGAGCCCCGCCCGCAUUGGGCUCCACACUGAGCAUGGAGCCUGCUUAAGAUUGUCUCCCUCUUCCCCUUGUCCCCAUCCCUGCUCACACACACACUCGCUCUCUAAAAAAAAGGGGGCAGGGGAGACUUAAGUCAAGGCUAUCAAUGUUAAAGAACUAAACACUACAACCAAUACAGUGGCAGACUACAUAAACUUCUAGACCCAACUAUAUCCUGACUAUAAAAGGUGCACGUUAAAGACACUGAGAGGUAAAAAUUAAACAGAUGGGAAAAUAUAUACCAAAAAAUAUAUAAAUGAACACCAUGCAAAAGUUAAGCAUGAGACAACAAAGGGUAUUACCAGAAGUGAAAAAUGAUGUGCUGUCAUGAUAAAAGGUCUCAAUAAAUCUUCAUCAUCAUAAAUGUGUAUGUGCCUAGUAACAGCUGCAAAAUACAUGAAGCAAAAUUUGACAGAAUUAAGGAAACAGGCAAUUCUAAAAUCAUAAUUGGAGAUUUUAAUACCUCUUUCUCAGCAAUUGAUCGACCCACCCACACAUAGCAUACACACACUGAGCACCACAAUCAACCACUCUGACCUAGAUAAUAUUUAUAGAGCGCUGUCCUACAAUGGCAGGAUACACACUCUUUUGCAAUUAGACAAGAAAUACAUUUACCAUAUGCUAGACCAUUAAAAAAAAAACCAGUAAAUUUGAAAGAUUAAAAACAGAAAAUAUGUUCUAAGACCAUAAUGAAAUUAUAAACAAUAAAAAUAAGAUACCUAAGAAAAUUCCUAAGUAUUUGGAAAUUAAGCAAGCUACUUUCACAUAAUGCAUAGCUCAAAGAAGAAAUCACAGGCAAAAAAUUUUAUUGUUUUAAACUGAAUGUGAAAAUACAGUAUAUCAAACUUUUGGAAUGCAAUGCUAAAAGGGAAAUUUAUAGCUCUGAAUGCUUGUAUUAGAAAAGAAAAAUAUCUGUAUUCAAUGAUCUAAGGUUUCAACUUAAGAACUUAGAAAAAGGGCACCUGGCUGGCUCAGUUGGUAGAGCAUGCAGCUCUUGAUCUCAGGGUUGUAAGUUGGAGCUCCAGUUGGGGAAAAGAUCAACAAAAUUGAUUUCUUGACAUUAAGAAAAGAGAACCAGAAUACCAAUAUCAAACAUGAAAAAGGGGUUACCACUUCAGAUCCUAUGGAUAUUAAAAGGAUAAUAGAAUAUUAUGAGCAACUUUAUGCCAGUAAAUUUAUCAACUUAGAUGAAAUGAACAAACUCCUUGAAAAAUACAACUUACUGAAACUAACACAAUUUCUAUUAAAUUCAUUAUCAAUGAAUUUAUCUCAUAAAUUCAUAUCUCUCACACAAAAACGUUCAAGUCCAGAGUUUUACUGGCACUCUUGCAAGCAUUUAAGGAAAAAGGAGAGAACACUUCGGUAGUAAUACCGAACCUGGACAAAGCAAAGACCUUGCAAAGAAAAUUAUAAACUAAUACCCCUCAUGAGCAUAAUAAGAUGAGAAAUCCUUCACAAAAUAUUAGCAAAUCAAAUCGAGCCUUGUAUCUAAAGGUUAAUGCCCCAUGGCUAAGUACAGUUUGUCCCAGGAAUACAAGCUUGUUUUAAGACUGCAGAAUCCAUUAGCGUAAUUCACCACAUUAAUAUAAUAGAAAAACUGUGAUUAUUUCAGUCAGUAUAGAAAAGGCAUUUGAAAAUGCUUAACAUCCUUUUUCUGAUAAAAUUUUCAGCAAACUAGGAAUAGAAGGUAAUCUCAGUCCUAAUACAUGACAUUUAUUGAAAACUCAGCUGACGUACUUAAUGCCAAAAUAUUGAGCGCCUUCCCCUUGAGAUUAGGGGUAAGGCAGGAAUGCUCAUUCUCACCAUUUGUAUUCAAGAUCACUGUGGAGGUCCUACCAUUGAAUUAUGACAAGAAAUAGAAAUGAAUAGAUUGGAAAAGAAUUUGUUAAAACUGUCUUAGUUUGCAGUUGACAUGAUUGUUUAGACAGAAGAUCCUAAGGAAUUUAUAAAACAAUUACUAGUACUAAUAAGUGGAUUUAGCAAGGUUAUAGGAUAUUAGGUUAAUACACCAAACUCAGUUUGAUUUGUUAUGUACCAGCAGCAAAUCAUCAGAAAAUGAAAAUUUUUUAAAAUUUCUUUUCCUCAGCUAAGAUAGCAGAAGAGAUGAUUUAUUGUACACCUAUUACAUUCAGCCACAAAUGAAAACAGAAUUAGUCCUGAAAGUCACAAGUCCUGGGCAAAGGACCAAAAGGGACAGUUUUUGUGUGAGCAAGGUGGGUCUCUUAUAGGUCAUCAUGAUCAGAUGACUGAUCAUGGAUGGAUGAUGGAUGUUCUAGAUCCAUUGAAUCAUGCUCUAGAAAGUAGGCAUGCAGUCCAACAAAUUGUACCAGAAUCCCUGACCUCUGGCUUUCCUUAUUUCUGCUCCUGUGACUUCCAUGGGUGCACAUGCUAGUGGUUUACUUGUGGUUUUCUUUUCUGAAGCCUCAGCCUGCACAUUUGCUUCUUCCUCCACUUGGUUCUCAUGGUGCAGAGGUUUCCAAGAAGAUGGCGCUAGAGCUAAGGGAGACCAGAAAACAGAACUUUAAAACACAGCAUCAAAAGCAUAAGAUAGGAAUGAAUUUAACAAAAUAAUGUUCAGAUAAGUCCUCUGUACUCAAAACUGCAAAGAGAAGCUUACGAAUGGUCUGAGAGGAAAGCUAUGCUGUGUUUAUGGAUUGGAAGCCUCAUUAUUGUUAAGAUGUCAGUCCUACCCAGAUUCAUCUGUGGAUUCAAUUCAAAAUCCCAGAAGGAUUUUUUUUCUAUAGAAAUUGACAGGCUCAUUCUAAAAUGUCUAUGGAAAUACACACAACCUAGAAAAUCCAAAGCAAUUUUGAAAAAGAACAAAGUUGGAGGACUUGGAAUACUCACUUCAAGACAUUAUAAAGCUCCAGUAAUAAAGACGUUGUGGUACUUGCAAGGGAGUCAACAAAUAGAUCUAAGAUACAGAGAAUUCAGAAACAACUUACCACAAAUUUAGGGACUUAAAUCAACACUUUAGUUAUCUCACAGUUGUCAUGGAUCAGAAGUCUGGGCACAGGUUAGCUGAAGUAAAGUGUACCCUGGAAGUAGCAGGUGUGAGCAGGAUUGUGAUCUUAUCUCAAGACAGAGGGUUCUCUUCAUGGAUUGCUGGCAGAGUUCAAUUCCUGGAUGUUGUAGGGCCAGAUUCCCAUUUUCUUGCUUGCUGGCUGUGGGCUGGGGAUCAUACUCCGCUCAUAGUCUCAUAGCCCUCUCCUAACGUGGUAGCUUACUUCUUCAAAGCUAUCAGGAGAAUCUCUCUCCAGUCCACUACCAGAUCUUACAUAACAGAUAUAAACACAAGAGUGACUACUGUCCCAUCAUAUUCACAGGUUCUGCUCAUCUUGGGGGCAGGAGGAAGUAUUAUACAGGACCUAUACACCAGUCAGCAAGAGUCUUGGGAGCCAUCUUAGAAUUCUGCCUUCCACAGUCCCUACUUCACACAAUAUGCAAAAAUUAAUUUAAAAUGGAUCAGAGACCUGAAUAUAAAAACUAAAACUAUAAACUUUUAGAAGAAAGCACAGAAUAUCUUCAUGAAUUGGGGGCUUAGGCAAAAGUUUUUUACACCAUAGAAUGCACUAGCCAUAAAAUUAAAACUCGAUAAAUUA
This is a messenger RNA of Mirounga angustirostris (Northern elephant seal), 17789 nucleotides long. It is a transcript of the gene RTN3, whose product is annotated as reticulon 3. The transcript has 2 exons. The record is from RefSeq and is a predicted model, not a curated record. Lineage: Eukaryota; Metazoa; Chordata; Mammalia; Carnivora; Phocidae. Gene Ontology annotation, cellular component: endoplasmic reticulum membrane. Bases 9556 to 11901 code for a protein of 781 amino acids.